Molecule: messenger RNA, 2309 nt
Organism: Clupea harengus (Atlantic herring)
Lineage: Eukaryota; Metazoa; Chordata; Actinopteri; Clupeiformes; Clupeidae
Gene: kctd9b
Product: potassium channel tetramerization domain containing 9b
Biological process (GO): protein homooligomerization
Molecular function (GO): protein binding
Source: RefSeq, a predicted model, not a curated record
GUUGCCUGUUACAGCAAUCCUCAAUCCUUGACCAAUUUUUAUCAUAUUUGUCCCUAGUAAAUAUUUGGACCCAAAAUGAUGGAAAAAUAGCGCUCAGAUGAAAACAAAUCCGAAGUUUCCCUUUAAUGGCGUCUGUCUUUCUUGAAACAAUUUCCGGGGCACGAGCUAGAGGAUCGAAGAACGAGGACGGAGGAAGCAUGCAAAUUAGGCAUUGGAAUGCACGGCAGGAUGGGAAUAUCUGCGCAACUGUGAACGUUUUGAACACGUCCUUUUUGUGUCUCGAUCGGUUGUUUUGAGUGGGUGGUGACCAUAGUGCUGCUGCCAAUAGCAAAUGCAAUGCAAUGCAAUGCUAGCUUGCUAGGUAUUCUUGGACAACAUUAGUAUUAGGCGAUUUCAUUAAUCGUCUUUAAUUAAUGUUUAAAGGUGUCCGCUUGUGUCGACUCUUGUAAUAUUUAACACUGAAAAUCCACAAGUGAUGAGGAGGGUCACGCUCUUUGUAAAUGGAACUUCCCGCAAUGGCAAGGUUGUUGCUGUGUACGGGACAUUAGUCGACCUACUCUCAGUGGCAAGCAGCAAACUUGGGAUCAAAGCCUCAAACAUUUAUAACGGGAAGGGAGGCCUCAUUGACGACAUAGCCCUCGUAAGGGAUGAUGAUGUCCUUUAUGUGUCAGAAGGAGACAGUUUUGUUGAUCCACAGGAAGAUUCUGAGGAUCAUGGAGAAUUUCCCAUCCAGGCUCACACUAACUGGUUGACCCUGAAUGUCGGAGGACGUUGUUUCACCACCACAAGGAGCACCUUGGUAAGCAAGGAACCAGACAGUAUGCUGGCCCAUAUGUUCAGAGACCAAAAUGUUUGGGGAAACAAACAAGAUGACCAGGGUGCAUACCUCAUUGAUCGCAGUCCAGACUACUUUGAGCCCAUUCUUAACUACCUCAGACACGGCCAGUUAAUUAUCAAUGAGGGGAUCAAUCUUCGGGGUGUGCUGGAGGAGGCCCACUUUUUUGGCAUGGAGGAGCUUGCUGAGCAGCUGGAUGGCUUGAUAAAGAAUUCCCAGCCUGCCGAUGAUCAUUCACCAAUCUCCCGCAAAGAGCUGGUGCGCUUCCUGCUGGCCACACCCACUAAAUCUGAGCUACGCUGCCAGGGUCUGAAUUUCAAUGGGACAGACCUCUCCCGUCUUGAUCUGCGCUACAUUAAUUUUAAGAUGGCCAACCUCAGCCACUGCAACCUCACUCACUCUAACCUCUGUGGUGCCAACUUGGAGCGGGCAGACCUGUCAUAUUCCAACCUAGAUGGUGCCAAUUUGCAGGGUGUAAAAAUGUUGUGCACCAAUGCAGAAGGUGCCACCUUGAAAGGCUGCAAUUUUGAGGAUCCAGCUGGCCUCAAGGCCAAUUUGGAAGGUGCCAACUUGAAAGGAGUAGAGAUGGAGGGCAGUCAGAUGACUGGCAUCAACCUCCGUGUGGCCACACUGAAGAAUGCCAAACUGAAGAACUGUAACCUACGAGGUGCAACCCUUGCAGGGACGGACCUGGAGAACUGUGACCUGUCCGGCUGUGACCUUCAGGAGGCUAAUCUGCGAGGCUCCAACGUGAAGGGGGCCAUCUUCGAGGAGAUGUUGACUCCACUGCACAUGUCCCAGAGUGUCAGAUAGACCGUUGUUGUUCUCCUCUCCACAGCUUUGCUCGUCCGUCACCUCUCAGAGAUCCGCAGGCAUUGGGCUUGGCCGGGUAUCCAGAGCACUGCUGACUGUUAUUCCGCUGAUCAUGUGAAGAUGUGCACAGUCUACUUCCCAAAACAAACUUCUACUGAUUCUGCUUAAGACCUGUCGUGGAUGACUUCGUUAUGGCCUCUGUAGUUUUGCACUGAUCUGAAUGGUUUGAUGUAGAUCAUCUUUGCAUGUCAUUAUUCUGAGAUAAGAUCCAAAUCCUGUACAUUUGUCCAAGGAAUAAUGAUUUCAAAUAACAAACAAAGAAGCUUAUGCCGUAAGCCUGUACCUGAAUGUAAAGUUGUUUUAAAUACGCAGCUGUCCGAAGAGCUUUUGACCAUCUCCCAUGUUGAAAUAUUGAAAGCUUUUAAAUAUCACUGUAGGAUUGUGAUAAUAGUGAAUCAUUUUGUGUUCAGUCUCUUUGGCAAUGAAUCAGCCUUUUUUUUGUGCAUUGUCCUGCUAUUUUAGUGUCAUGGUGUGUUUUAUUUCUGUGUUUUAAUGUAGACAAACCAAAAAUGGGUGUAGGUGCAAACGUACUGUAUUUUGUACUUUAUUACGAUGAAUGUUUCAGUAAAAAAUAAAUAAAUAAAAGCACAUAUAAUCAUAA